This is a messenger RNA of Morchella sextelata, 225 nucleotides long. RefSeq lists its product as uncharacterized. NCBI's taxonomy places the organism in Eukaryota, Fungi, Ascomycota, Pezizomycetes, Pezizales, Morchellaceae. The record is from RefSeq and is a predicted model, not a curated record. The transcript is spliced from 3 exons. Bases 1 to 225 code for a protein of 74 amino acids.
AUGGUUCACUAUAUCGCCGCGCUUGUUUCAUCAAAGGAAGUCAACCUUCCAGAUGACAUGAUUACCCUGGCAGAGUUGUCUGCACUACCAGUUGCUGUGGUUCCUGUCGUCUGGUUUCAGCUAGAUGAAGAUUCCUCCUGCGGAGGUGAGGGGUACGAGGAGGCCUCGGAUGAUUGCCAGGGAGCUCAGUUCGUAUUCAAAAUGUUAUUAAAAGGAAUUCACUAA